CAGCCCUCACAAUAACCAAUAAGUUGUACAGUGAGUUAUUGAGCGACUGCACUGUGUGCCGAGGAAAGAUGUUGCGUGUCGUGGGAAGACCAGACGGACGACAGACACCCCUCAGUCUGUACUGCACCUCAAACAGACAGGACUAUGGUAGGGAUGGCUUCAUACCAUGCUUAGGUCAUCACUAUGGAACAGGCUUCUCUGCCAAUCUGAGACCUGCUGCCUACUAUACACCCAGCCUUGAUCAGCACGACAAUCCCAAACUAGGUGUCUCACUGUUAGAUAGUUUUCAGUCCCAGACUAAGCGUCAUUACCCUCAGCUGGGUGUGCCCAGUGGGACUGAGCCUCUACCCAGUGGCAGAUUGAAGAGCAGGGAGAGUGGCUACCUGCAGCUCCACACACAGCCCAGACCUAGAGCAGAGUUCCGCCAGACAGAAUACAAAGGAAGUUAUGUUCCUUACUGGCAGACAGACUCAGUUUGCCAUAAACAUCAGAUCAUUGGCACAAAACAGGAGAGUGGGUUUACUAAGGAAAGCAGUCUGAAGUACAACACAUUACUACUGCACAAUGUCCCCAUGACACAGAGAAGUGUGACACAGAUGGACUUCCUGCCUGCGGUGUUCCCUCAGGGCAGUGAGAUGUUACCCAAACUUGCCUCCCAACUGGAACAAACUUCUGGCUGCAGGCGGAAGGACCUUUUCUCCGCUGGCAUAUCUGUUGGGCUGAAGGUGAAACAGUCUGUCUUGCUGCCCACUCCCUCUCCCUACCUGAUGAGUUGUGCUGUCUUCCAGGAAGCCUCAGGGUUCGUCCUUAAUGCCCCAACACUCAGGACACUGUCAGACACACCCUCUGAUCCACUCCAAUUCCUCUCACACUACCGGAGCAAGUUCUGUGACACAUCAGCAUUCGAAGGACUUAAGCCAGGCUGGGAGAAGGGAGGGAUUUACAGACACAGAGAAAGUGGAUUCAGUGGCCGAGACACAGAUAGGUUUAUUCUCUGUGGAUAUUAAUCAAGAUAUUUUC
Electrophorus electricus (electric eel) is the source of this 1020-nucleotide messenger RNA. The record is from RefSeq and is a predicted model, not a curated record. NCBI's taxonomy places the organism in Eukaryota, Metazoa, Chordata, Actinopteri, Gymnotiformes, Gymnotidae.